AAACUGGCUGGACGCAUUAUCCUUAAAUUAAAAAACAAAGUCAAUUGAUUGCGCGCCUUUUUUCACAGUUUGACAAUUGAGUGUUAACUUUUUGAGUCUAGAUUUUUCAUAUAAUGAUUUAUUAGUAUGUACGGAGUGUCAUUAAAAAUGAUUUAUAUACUCGUUUUGUGGCCGGUUUUGCUCGCAUCGGCUGUGCUGACUCUGACUAUAGACUCUUUGCUGGGAACUUCAAUUGAAGACUGUUUCGAACGUGUUGCGAUUGGAGAGCAAAUCCCGCUGGACGCCAUCUAUCGGAAUGUGUCGGAACUAACAACGAAAGAAUGUGAGCAAAUCUGCAAGCAAGAUAAACAGUGCCAGACUUACGAUUAUGGCGUGGGUGCAAAAGGAAACUCGACAUGCGAUCUUAGCAACGUCAACGAAAAGCAAAUCAAAGAAGAUAAACUUCUCACACGAAAUCCAGACUACGAUGUUUAUGUCAGACGGAUCCAAUGUGAGCAAUCACCGCCCACUCCUAUGGACCAAGAUGUACUCGAAAACAUUCCGUUACACCGGCCAGUUAUUAGACCUGAUGAAGAUAAGCGUCCGUUAGCAGAUGAAUACUAUGAACGUCCCUACGAAGCGGAUAGACAAACCAGACCAUAUGGAAAUCAAGAUAGGCCAGACGAUUAUGAUUCCCGACCGGCUGAGGAUAGACCCCCGAGCUACGGAGCGCAUACUCCACAAAAAAUUCCUUACCGACCACGCCCGGAAAGACCAGACGAUAGACCCCCUAGCUAUGGACUUCAUCGGCCUCAAGAAAUCCCUUAUAGACCAAGACCAGAUGAGAGACCGUCCAAUUAUGGACCACAUAGACCAGAAGGAGUGCAUAGUCCAAGACCUGAAAGGCCGGAUGAUAGGCCCCCAAGUUAUGGACAAAGACCUGAGGAACACUACCGACCAGACAAAAGACCCCCGAGUUAUGGUUUUUAUGAACCAGAGCGAGAUCCUUACCGACCAGAAAGGCCAGAAAGACCAUACAUUAGACCGGACAAUUCAUACGAUAGGCCUCCAAGUUAUGGAUUGCACAGACCACAGGAAACUCCAUAUCGUCCUAUAGAUAAUGUUACUCAGAAACCACGACCAGCUUAUUAUCCUCAAGAGGAAGAUAUUUAUCGACCAAAGCCAGAAACACCCGAAUAUCAAUAUUUCACUCGACCUAAUCGAAGACCUAGCUAUAAUACACCCAUAGAUUCAAAACCAAAUUAUAGCUACAAUAGCCAAUAUGCUAGUAACUAUGGCAGCUCACAAGAUAAUUCAAUCCAUGUAGAAAUAUAUGACCCACCACGAUUUAAGCCUCCUCAAAGGCCCUACCAUGAGUAUAGUCAGGGUUCAUCAGGAUAUGGUCAAGGAUAUGGAUAUCAUCAAACAAGUUCAAGCCAAGGAAACUAUGGACUUCAAGAGAGCUAUAUUUAUGAAAGUAAACCUCAAGCGCAUGGUGGAUAUGGUCCAAAUAAAUUUGACCAAAUAAGCCAUGGUUAUGGAAGCACAACUCGCCGGCCCAUUUCUCAUACUAACAAGCCCCAAGGUGAUAGCGAUAGCUACGGCAUAAGUUCUUCUAGCUAUGGAAGUAGUCAAUCUUCAAGCAGUGCAUAUGGUAGUAGUCAAACGUCUGUUAGUGCUCAAAAUGUGGGGGGUGGUUACGAAAGUUCCGGUACCUCUAGUGGAAGUUCCAUUUCCGGCAAUGGCUAUGGUAGUGCUCAACCUGGUUCUGAAUACGACACUUUAAGCAGUUAUGGAAACCCAAAUACUAAUAGAGUUCCAAACAGACCUUCUUCUAGUAACGAAUACAAUCAAGUCUCUAACUCUCAUAAUCAAAACUCUCCAAGUUAUGGGACAAACGAUAAAUAUGAUGUCAAUAAACCUUAUAACGAACCAUCCUAUGAUCAGAACUCCCUAUUUGGCAGUCAUCUUGGUUAUGGCACACAUCAUUUAUAUGAAAUGUACGGGUUUAGAAAACCCUAUGGAUCCAAACCGCCUCAGAACUCUGGUUAUGAUAAACCAAGUAGUCCUAGCGAAUCCAGUUAUGGGACAAGACCUAAUGAAGAAUCAUAUUCUAUAAGACCUGGUAGUUAUGGAAGUAAACCGUAUACUUCACCGGAUGAUAAUUACGGACAGACUAGUUAUGGGAGUCCAAGCGGCUAUGGCAGCAGCGGGACAAGUGUUGGUUACGGGGGCUCCACAAAUAAACCAAGUCUUCACAGUGAAACCGGAAAUACACCAAACCCUAAUCAAAGACCUAAACCCACUUACGAUAGUUAUGGGGAUAAUAAACCGUAUUAUGAUUCAAAACCGGAUAAUUACGGUUCUAAACCGAGCGUCUAUGCCGAUGAAGGCUAUCAAACAACAAAACCGAAUUACAAUGAAAGACCGGCUUUUAACGAGUCCUUAUCAGGUUACGAUUCAGAUAGACCAGAUAUAAAACCGGUUUAUGAAUUUGAAGAAAAACCAGAUGGUCCAAGUUACAUUUCUAGGCCCGAUGGCAACAUUAUUACUACUAGACCAGUGCUUAUAACCGACUAUGAAAAGCAAGGCUAUGGGCGAAAUCCCGACUGGAGAUUCUCUUACAAGGCGUGCUUUCGUCGUGUCCUGGCUGGGCGGCGCGCCCUUCGUAGCAACGUUAGGCGGGUGGUGGAUUGCGAAAGACUGGAGGACUGCAUGAGGGAGUGUGCCAUCGAGAAACGGUUCCACUGCGAGAGUUUUAACUACAGAUUGGAUCCCAGCUUCCGCGGAAAAGGUCUGUGCGAAUUAAUGACAAAACCCAUAGAAGCUUUCGACUUGCAUCGCGACUUUGUUGACGACAAAAAUUACGAUUUUUAUGAACUGGACAGAAAUAGCCUCGAACCAAAUUGUCCAGAAACAUUAUAUGGUCCAGGCCUUUUGCAUUCUGGUUUUUUAUCGUCCAAACAAAAAGGACAGGAUAGAGUGGACUGGUAUGACGCUGGGUACAGAGGUGUUAGUAGAUAUGAUGAGAGACGAAAGUAUACACAGCACAAAAGAUAUGAAGACGAGUUUUUUGUGCCCUAUCAGAUAGGUGUUGUAAAGGGUGACGAUCGUGAAAAUUGGGGACAAUACGGUGGAAACUACGGGAACUAUGACUCCUACUACAAAAACAGAAACGAUUUCCACAAAUCAUACAACCAUUGGCGAUUAUCGGAUUUCGAUAGACAAUACGGCGUGAAACACAAGGAUUUUGACUACAACACUCUAGGAAAGCACACAGAUCACACGUAUGGUGAAAUCCCAGUUUACCCAAUAGACAAUAAAUUUACAAAUAGCAGGGUCGGACAGUCAGAUGUAGUACAUUAUACAGGAAAAAAGUUUUCGGAUUUUGAUUUUACAACUGAACAUAAGGAUUUUGAUCAUAGUAAAACUGCGGAUUUUAAUCAUAAUAUAGAGAAGCAAUCGGAUUUUGAACAUCAUAUAGGUAAAGAGUACUGGGACUACUUAUCGUGGAAGAGAGGGAGAUGGAAUACGUCAGAAAGUUGGAGCAAGUGGGACGAUGAUAGGGAAAGUGGGGGUUGGGAAGGCAGGAGUGAGGACACGGUGAAGGACUGCUCCUCUCGUCGUAGUCCUGGAAUGUCUCUGGGAUCCGGCGCAGUCCGUCGCUCCCUUUUCGCCAGAACUGUGGUAGAUUGUGAAACCGCUUGCUUUGGUGAACGGGAAUUCAAAUGUGUCUCAUAUAGUUAUAGGUACUCAAGUACACCUGGUUCAGACAACUGUUACCUCAGCGAACGUCCCUACAAGGGCCUGGAUAUGUCAGCAGAUAUUGACUCUGACGUGUAUGCCAUGCCGCAGCAUCAGGGAUGCCACACUGUCAGCACUAAACCUUGGGUUGAGAGCGAAUGUUUUUGGCACGUCCGUUCUGGCUCCGCCGUGUCUGGAACAGCGGUGAAAGCGGCUCUGACCGUGACGGGUUUGGGAGCCUGUGAAGCUGAAUGCAUCAGGGCUCAUAAGUUCUUUUGUAGAGGAUUUAGUUUCAGGUUUGAACCUCCCAUCGGUGAUGACAUAGAGAACUGUAUUCUGACCUCAUCACCCCCAACGUCACUAGAAACGGGGAGGGGACUUCGCCCUUCUAUAGGCCAUGAGCUCUACUCAAGAGGAAACUACGGGCGUGGUUGCGAACCAGCCUUGUAUGAUGAUGUACAGCAUAGAGAAACGCAGUGCUACCUUCAAUACGACAGUUCAGCUCGUCUCACACCCAACGCUGUCCGUGGCCAAGCGCGAGUCGGCAGCGACAGAGCGUGUGGUGAGGCCUGCAACGACGCACCCUUUCGAUGCUUAAGUUUCUCUUUCACAAAUAACGGACCACCAGACACCGAUAACUGUCUGCUAUCUGAAAUCCGACUGUUCGAUCUGCAACGGGGCGUAGAUUAUGAGCACUCAGGCGAUGAUUUGUUGUUUGCGUUCGAUUUGUUUAAUGGACAGUGUUGGAGGAAAGUCUACGCAACGCAUGAGGUACCAACUAUUGAAAUACCGCAUCCAAUGAUUCCUACGAUAGAAGAACACCAUCCUUACAAACCUGUGCCACCUGGACCAGAAUACAUCACGGGCCCCAGUGGCCCCAGUGGUCCCAGCUAUCUAAUCGGACCAGAUUCGAACCCCGAUUAUAAACCCAGCUAUUUACCUAUCAGCGGUCCCAGCAUACCUCUUGGGCCCAGUGGUAUAAGUGGUCCCAGUUCUACUGGACCCAUAGAACCACCGGGGCCCAUAUAUGAACCGUACAAACCGUACAAACCAGAACCGUACAUUCCUAAACCUUAUAAACCUAGUUAUUCCAAUUCUAAACCGCAUUUCGAUAAACCGUCUACUAUUGAGAAACCAGUGAAGCCUUUGACAGCGGGUAGUGAGUUUUCGUCUUGGCGUCAUUAUACCGUAUCCGGUUUCCCGUGCCGUGCAGGAACUACAUGUGCACAGAACCUUAUAGCGGGACACUGGGCCUGUGAGCCCGAAGGGGGAGAGAUUGGAUCUUGGGAUUAUUGUUGUGCGCCGACGCAUCGAUGUGGUUAUAGUGAAGGAUUUAGGAAGCCAUGGUGUUACGUAGGCCAAGACGAAGACCAAUGGCGACCUUGCAGUGAGAAGUACUAUCCUUACCAUCAUCACAAUGUGCCGCACCCAUCUUUGGGUCACAGAGAAGCUAUUCGUCCUCGACCUGAUAGACCAAUCAAUGAUCGUGGACCUGGGCCUUAUCUACCGGAAGGUGACAGGAAAUACUGGAACGAUUUGUACAAAAAUGGUCCUAAAGCAUACUACGAUAAAUAUGGAAAUCCUUUGCCAGGUUACACUCGCGUCCCAACCGAAAGCCGUCCUUAUAUAAAGACUGAAAGAAAUCCGCCAAGAAGUGGCUCUGGUCAGUGGGUCCAGGUGCCAGCGUAUGAUGAUGAACCGCAAGCUGCUGGGCUUGGAGUACCAAGAUACUGGCCCGUUGCCUACUUACACAAAAGCCCACCUCCAAACACCACUUACUUUAGAUUUAAUGAAACUUCUACUACAACUGAGCGACAAGUAUCAACGACAAUUAAACCAGAGUUCCGACACAAGUCCAUUGAAAUCGAGAGUAGAUCGUUAGAAGACAGAACUGAAAAAAGUAGAAUUUCAAAAGAAGACGAUAUAAGUUUCGAAGUAGAAGUAUCUUCUACGACCUAUAAGCCGGAAACUUCAACAACAGAAACUAGUACAACAACAGAGGAAACAAAAUUAAAUAAUACAGAAACAAAAGCCGAUAUAUUCGAAGAUUAUGACUACGCUAAGGGUCUAGAUGGGAAACUCGGCGAUUUUACAUCUAUAGAAGUUUUUAACAUAGAAGACGCAAAGACAGCGGAUAAACAGGAUUUUAAGACUUUGGAAGCUGAGGAAAAGCAAAUUGAAGCAAUUGGACGCUUGUUAGCGUCGAAACGUGGCGGCAAACUGGUUUUGGAUUCGAAAGACUUAGAACCAAAGAACAUAAGGGUCGAUAAAGAUUUUAUGGAAAUCAGCAAUCGAGUCCCAACUAGACGGGGAGUUAUUCAAAGAGUUAGUAAGGAAGAAUUGAAUAAAGAAGUUUCUAGAGUUCUAAAUGAUGGCAGUCUGGAAGUGAGUGAGACUACAUUUGUGAGACCACCCAGAAUUCUAAGUACCACAGAGAAUAUAAGAAAAACCAUGGUUAAUGGUAAAGUGUUUUAUGAUGCAAGUGUACGUGAAGAGAGAGAUAAUAGUAGAAGAGGAAAAAGUCUUCGCGUAGAAACAAAUAUAAAAAAAGACGUUAGAAGAAAUAUUAAUCCGAUUAGAAGAGUUAAGAGAGUAUAUAAAAAGAGAUAUAAUCCAGAAGAGGUUAGAAAGCGUUUGCUAGAAAGAGAGAAGAGUAAAAAUAACACUGAUAUUUAGCUUACUUUUAGAUGGAAUUGAAUGAAAUCUAUUAAUAUUGUUAAAUAUAGAUUAAUAUUCAAAUUAAAUCUCAACCGUUAUAUAACGGUUUUGGGGCCUCAUUACCCGUGUCUUAAUAUAUGUGCAUUUUCUUUCGUGUAGCUUUUAAUUUAAAGGAAUACAUUUGAAGACCACUUGGUCUCUUUACGGCUUCUUCCAGCAAUUUCCCGCGAUUUUGUUUAAACAGCGAUGAUACCAACUUUGAAUCACUAUAUGGAAGUGUCAGAGUACAUAGGAAGUCCCCAUUGGCAUUCUUUGAUAUAUUAAUAUUAUAUAGCAUAUAUCAUAUACCAUUCUAAAUUAAUUAUACUUUUAAUUAAAGAGAUGAAUAGUUUCGUUAGUCUUCCUCUGGAGAUAUUUUAGUGAUCAACGUUUAUCACGAGAGCAAUUUUACGACUGAUUCGAGGUAAUUCGAUGCGUGUAAUGUUCCAUUCGAAAGUUAAAUGAUGAUUGCGAGUAAUUUUAGGCAGUAAAUCUAUAAAAUAUUGUGGAAAUUACAUUCUCAAAUAGUUUCACCUCGUUAUAAGUGUAUUUAUAUGGUUUUAUUGAACUAUUUUUAAAAACGCAUGUCGAAAUCCUAAAGUUAUAUAUUUUGAAGUUAAAAUUUUAAAUAUUUAAGGAU
Molecule: messenger RNA, 7060 nt
Organism: Pieris rapae (cabbage white)
Lineage: Eukaryota; Metazoa; Arthropoda; Insecta; Lepidoptera; Pieridae
Exons: 20
Coding region: 127-6399 (2090 amino acids)
Source: RefSeq, a predicted model, not a curated record